This is a messenger RNA of Penicillium canescens, 390 nucleotides long. RefSeq lists its product as uncharacterized. Bases 1 to 390 code for a protein of 129 amino acids. The record is from RefSeq and is a predicted model, not a curated record. The transcript has 2 exons. NCBI's taxonomy places the organism in Eukaryota, Fungi, Ascomycota, Eurotiomycetes, Eurotiales, Aspergillaceae.
AUGGAUAAUAUUGCAUACAAGCGCAAUAUUGUCGAGGCGGAGGAGGUCCAGUUCGGCAAUCGAUACUAUAAUUCUAACCCCAAGGAGGCGUGCAAAGCCACACUGAGCUCUGACACCUUGAAGUUUAUCUUCACGAGUAGACCAUAUCCGACCAUUCAAAGCCAGCUUCGAAGCCUGUUCAGAAGAAAUUUGGACUCUGUCACAAUCCGAGAUGAGCACACUCUGAACUCGAUUAUGAUUCGGCAUGACAUUGACAUGUUUAUCGACACGAAGGUAGAUCAAGUGCUGGCGGAGUUGCGUCCGGGCCAAGAUAACGACAGAGAGCACCAGAAGUUGCGCAAGUAUUUAACGCGGAACCUCAAGGGCAGAAGCAUUCGGAGUUACAUGUAG